Molecule: messenger RNA, 600 nt
Organism: Iphiclides podalirius (scarce swallowtail)
Lineage: Eukaryota; Metazoa; Arthropoda; Insecta; Lepidoptera; Papilionidae
Source: the annotation of a GenBank genome assembly
AUGGUUUUGAAAACUUUGGAAAGCGGCGUACUUGCUUCCGAAAGUGGUGAGAUUGAAUUGAAGUGCGCAGUUUGGGCGCACUCUAAUGAUUUCAAUAAGAUGAACGUUAGAAACUUAUCGAGUAUUUUUGGGUCAGUCUGCCGCGGAGACUAUGGAGAGUAUGCUGAUGAUUUAUCAGAAUUCAUGCUACAGAACUGUACCGAGCGUAUGAUAAAGAGUAGGGACGAGAAAAACGCCGUAAAAGACCUUACGGACUAUAUUAACCUGGUUGCAGGACUGAACGUCAGCUUAGAUAGGUGUGCUGAAAAUCUUCUGAAAGCUUAUUUCGUAGCAGCGAGAAAAGAAAGGUUGACAGUGGCACCAAUUGGGUGCAUCGGGGCUUUGGUUAUUGUCUCGUUAACUUCAGCUAGACUCUGCCGCAGGUCUAUCGCCACGAUGGAAGACGCGUUAUUCGCCAUAUGGCUGCACGUCUGCGGUAGCCCAGAGCCCAAGAUUGCGCCAGAAGAAUAUCUACAAACCCCGGCUUGUACGCAAAAAUUAGCAGAAAACAUGAGUCAUUUUAAAAACUGGCUUGAACAGUUCACCGGUAGUAGUAUCUUG